This is a messenger RNA of Cantharellus anzutake, 1043 nucleotides long. RefSeq lists its product as uncharacterized. The record is from RefSeq and is a predicted model, not a curated record. NCBI's taxonomy places the organism in Eukaryota, Fungi, Basidiomycota, Agaricomycetes, Cantharellales, Hydnaceae. The coding region runs from base 56 to 940 and encodes 294 amino acids. The transcript is spliced from 6 exons.
AGGACACGCUCGAGCGCUCGCUGAGGAACCCGUCAACUACGACACCAGUCUUGAUAUGGAUCCCUUUAUUUCAUCGCCAUCCUCAGCUCUUCUGGGACGGCACUCCCUGCCUCUUACGCCAUCAUCCCCUGCGUCAUCUUCUCCAAACCCAUCACGACGAUCCAUGAUGAUCACUGGCGGCACUACAAAAGUGCUUGCAGACCUGCAGGCCGGAGUGAUUAAUGCUCGAAAUGCAUUGGAAAAUACCAAGGCACAGUUAAGAUUAUCUCAGCGCACUGUGGCCCAAUUAACCCGUCAAGUAGAGGACCUAAAAGAUGGUCGUGAUCGUCUGCGGCUAGAGAACGAGGCUUUAAAUAAUGUAGUCGCUCGCAAAGAACGGCUACUGCAAGAGGUCUUGGAACGUGCCCGGAAAGCGGAAGCAGAGGCGGGUUCUCUAAAAGCAAACUUGAAGACGACUUCUGCUGAAGCCAAAAAGUCUUUGCGGGAAAUGGAAGAAAUGAUGAACCAAGCCACAACCUCUUCCCAGAAGGCUACCCGUGAGUAUGUAACACUGCGGGACAGUGUCAAAAGCAUGAUGGAAGGGUGGCAGCAGGAGGUUAAACUGCUCAGAGAUGAAAUGGCACGUAAGGAGAAGGUAUGGAGAACUGAGUCCGAGGGGUUGGCAGCGAAAUACCAACGGCUGAUUAAACUCCAAAACUCCGCAAAAGCGGAACAAAGCAACAAAGAUUUGUCUUGUCAGGCUGCCCGAGACUUAGAUGACAAGUUUUGCACUCAUGUGGAGAACGCACUUGCUAAGCUACAGAAGGAUAUCAGCCACAGCAACGUUCAAGAUGAGUUAACCGAUAGAUCACUGCGAGAGAUUUCGGCAGAGCUAGCUCGGAUUAAACGGCUAAUGAGGGGUAGCGCUUCAGGACGAUUUGCAUUUUCGAGUCAUGUUUAGUUGCUCCAUUUAUGAUUCAUGCCUCCAUGAAAUUGUACAUAAUCUUAAUUUUCAGGUGUAAUUAUGAAGAGUACCAACGUUUGACACACAAAUUAUGUUUUAG